UACACUUUCAGGUAUACUCUGAUGAUAUUGCAAUAUGCAGUUUAUUGAAAAAGCAAAUGACAUUUUUUUUUUUAUGUCAGCAGCACUCUGCUGUUUCCGUACUUAAAGCAACAUCUAAUUUUUGAGUUGUGCGUUUGCAGCAGUUGCUGUGGGUAGGGAGAGUCUGCUUAUUUAUUUGGUUGUUUUUUACUACAAUGUACUGUCAUGGCAACCGUACUGAGGGCGAAUGCAUCUGGAGGUAAUUUAUAUGUCAUAUUGGCUGUGGUAACAUUGGUUUGUACCAUUUAAACUUUUCCAACCACUUGGCAAAGGCAAAGUCAGCCAGAGGCAGUUCCUCUUUAGUAAGUAUCACCAGGAGGACACUGCACCUUUGCCCAGACACAGCACAGCCUGCUGCUGAGGGGAUGGUGCUGUGUAGCGUGUGGCACUUGGAGCUGUUCUGCUUUGCACCUAUGCAAACGUGAGGAAGUCGGCUGAAAGACUCAACCAUACAAUGCUUUAAAAGGGACUAAGUUGGGCUGCUGGCGUGGUUUCAGGCAUAGCACCGCCCGCCUCCACUGUUCAGCCUUGAUGGGUCCUUCUCCAGCUACUUGGGUGCGCACUAAUCCUCAACCAUAGCUUAGCUCGUCAAGCAUAGCUUUACUGUGAGUACUCCACUACACAGCUGCAGGGAGGAAAAGGCUAAAAAAAGAACCAUAUCCUUCCAGAAAUGGACUUUUUCCAUGUGAUCAGUGAGAAAUGCAGGUGUGUGGUUAUUAUACCAGGGUAUAUGGAAAACACUUAGAGAAAUGCUUUUGUAUCUAGGACCUCUACCUUGGCAAAACCAUGAGGAUAGUCAUUUUUGUUGAUAUGCUAGCACAUAGUAUUUUUCCUUCUUUCUUUCUUUUUCUUUUUUUUUUCUCCAGAAAACAGUAAAUUAAUUGAGGCUUUUUUCUUACUCUUGGCUCCUCUCAGGAUCUCACUUUGUUUAACAUAGGGGUUUCAUAAAGCACUGUUUUCAGUCUGUUCAGGAGCAUUAUUAGAGAAGCAUUAAUUACAGUUGGACAUGUUCUUAUAUCUUAUAAAGCCAUGCUUUUCUGUUUGGAAUUUGCUUUGGAGAUGGCCUGCACACACCCAACUGCUGUGUGCAAAUGCUUUCACAUCCUGUGUAGACAAGCCUAAACAAACUUUGCAUUUCUCAGCUGUACUCUAGUGGGAAGGAGAGAGUUUUUGAUACUACCAGGGAUAUGUUUGAGGAUCCAUGGGAGAUGCUGCUCCAGAAAGUGUUUCACAGUGCAGAGCAGCAGCUCCAAAGCUGGUUGUCUAACAAAGCUGCUUAACACAUAGCAAGCUAUCAUGGACCAGCUGGUGGAUGGGAUCUUGCCUUUGUGCAAGGCAGCGGCUGAAGGCAAAGCAGGAAGAAUGAAAGUCAUGCACAAGGUAAACCAGUUCAACUGUCCAUUCAGGAUGUACCAGUUUGCCUUAAAAAGUUGUAGUGCAAUGCUCUUCAGAAGAUAAUCCUGCCUAGCUGCCAUUCCAAACAGUGCUUAUUAGGAACACUUAAAAUUUGCCCUCUUGCUAUACCCCAUUCUUUUCAAUGCAAGUGCUUUAAAUACACUUAGGAGCUUUGGGUGAAAGUAUUUUUUGAGAUCGUAACUUGAAUCCCUCUCUUAAAUAAGCCAGAAGAGCUAUGAAACCUUGAAUUAAAAUUAGGCAAGGAUGAUUGGAAGUGUAAUAAAUUUAUCUAGCCUCAUCUUGCUGUUAGGGAAAAAAAUCUUAAACCUUUUGAUUGCAUGUGAUUGCACCCAUCAUUAUUUCACCGACAGGCUUCACGGCAGCCCUGUACUAAGAGGAGCUACCCCCCUUUGCUUUACAGAUGACAAACAGAACAACGCAGUGUCUGCUCAGAAACUGGCCACCAAGGCACAUAUUAGCUGACUCAAAGCCUUAUCUCAAAAUGCAGUAGACUAAGGAGCAUCAUGAUUUCCCAGUCAGAGCUUCAAAUAGCUAACAUGCAUGUCUAGCUGUCUUUUGUAUUGGACAGGCUCUUUUGGGAAUAGCUCAGAAGUUUCCAGUAGCCCGAUGUUCUGAACAACUAGUGAAACAAAUGGUACCUUGCUGACACUAUUUCUUCAGCUAAAUUAGCACAGUAACAAUCUACAGUAUCUAAUUGUAGAUAAUUUUCUGUUCAUCUGUCUAGGUACUUCUGACCCUUUUACUGUAAUUCCUGAGCUCUCAGAACAUUGAUCAGAGAUUUUCAAUAAUUUAAAUCUAAGGGUCGGCUCUUUAGCUUGUAUAAAUCGAUGCAUUUUCUUUGGCUUCAGAGCUGAUCAGAACGGAGUUGUGUUAGUUUUUAUGCUGGAGAAAGUGAUCUUAAACAACUUACUAAAGCACUUCACUGCACCUCAGCCCAUCAAGUUAUCUGAUAAUGUAUGCAGGAUAAGAAUUUGCACAGGUAACAGUGAAAUGAUGGUAAGGCCUUGUAAGACUGAGUAUUUGGAGAAAGUAUGGAGGAAGAGAUAAACACAAACAUUUCUGGAUGCUACUCAGCCCUAUGCAAUUCAGCAUACAGGACCUUAAACAACAACAAAACCCACCGCACUAAAUCUGGUCCUAAAGACUGACUUGGAAGAGGGGAGUCACCGCCCCGCUUAGCGACCUAGAUUGGAAGGUGGUCACACAAAAGGAAUACAAGCUCAACUGACAAAAAAAAAAUCAGCUCAGCUUUAAUAUACUUUUGGCUUAGAAGUUUUUGAUUGCUACUUAUGACAAAGAAAUUACAGAAGUAAAUGUAAAAGGGAAUGAGUGGAGACUUUUAUCUGGUAGCACAUGGUUUAGGAAGAGGCAUAGAUGUUUCUUUGCCAGGACUGUGGAUUUCAUGAGUGUGUCCUAAUUGCAAGUUAAGCAAAAGCCAUAAUAUUUUCUUUUCUAGAAAACACUAAAUCUUUUCUCAAUGCUUGCCUGGCUCCACAGAGAAGUGAUUGAGUGAGAAACUAGAAACUUAUGGGGAGAUGCCAGCUUUUGUUAGAGGAGGUUAAAGGUUUCCUAGAGUACAAAGAGGCUUUUCUUGCCUGGACAGUCCUUUCAUGGUAUACAUCAGCAUAACUAACAGCCUGGCAAAGCUCAGAAGUGGUCAGGAGAUAUUUAGUGAAACUUGAAAAGAAAGUUUUUCAAACAUUCAUCAGCUUCUGCCUACAAACAUCUGCAUGUCAACAUUUGUCGAUAGAAAUCUGCUAAGAAAAUUAGCGAGAUCUUUGCUUUCUUCUAAAGUAAUACAUAGAAUAAUUCACACAGCUCUCUAUAUAAGUACAGAACCCCAAGAUAGCCUUUCAAAAUAACGCCUUACUUUGUGCUGCAGAGAUUAAUAAUUACUCUCUUAUCCAUAGUGAGUUGAUGCAAUUUCAUUUGUUUUCUAUACACCCACACUGCUGUUUUCUUCUGAUCUACAUUUGUAGCUUAGCUGCUGUUCUUCUGAAAAAAAAACGUAUCCGAUAAUACCUUCCAAAAAAGAUGCCUAUACUGACUGGAACAGGCAGCCACAGUAACAAAGAAUGGAGACGUUGGCUAUUUACAAAUAGAGAACGAAAAGAACUUAACGUUCCAAACAUCCCAAGAGAAAUAACCUCAUCGUAAAGGUUUCAGCAGCAGCAGUUACAAUAAUGGAAUCAUCCCUGGGUCUGCACGAACCCCAUCAGCUACCUGGGAACCUCAGGGCUGCAUGGAUGUGAUGCACCAGGCUGCCACUGAUACCCAGAGAGAGUGUUUUUCACGGAGAGAAGGCAUUAAAGCAAUGGGCUGAACUUAUGGGAGGAACUAGCACCAAUUCAAGUGGUGAUUCAGGGGCCGUUUGGAAGGCGUGAAGGCCUAGUUUCAGCAAGGGCAUGGCCAAAGCUUUCUUCAGGCUACAGAAGUUUCUUCGGCGGACCCAAUUUCUGCUCUUUUUCCUGACAGCAGCUUACCUAAUGGCUGGCAGCCUUCUGCUGCUACAGCGGUCUCGCUUGGUUAUCCAGCAAGGUUUGCGUGGGACCUCUACUAAUCAGGCUCUGCCUGUUUCAGAUGUGAUGAUAGGAGUUGGAAUAGGGGUAGACACCAGGACUAUGCAAAACCCUCGCCCAAGUCCCAGGCUCCUGGUAGGCGUGGACGUGCUCCAGGACUCAGCUUUGGACCAGAGGCACAGCCCACGGUGGCUCAUAUCCCGCAACUCAGAGCUAAGGCAGUUGCGGAGAAGGUGGUUACACAGGUUCAUGAACGAACAGGAACCCAUGCAAAUGAAAGGAUCUAAAGUGAUGGAGCAUACUGCUGAAAACAAAGGAACCUACAUUGGAUGCUUCAGUGACGAUUCCAGGGAGAGGACAUUGAAGGGAGCUGUGUUUUAUGACUUAAGAAAAAUGACAGUAUCUCACUGUCAGGAAGCUUGUGCUGAGAGAGCGUACAGCUACGCCGGUUUGGAGCACGGAGCGGAGUGCUACUGCGGGAACCGGCUGCCGACCGCCGCCGCGAAGCCGGAGGAGUGCAACAGCGAGUGCAAGGGCGAGAAGGGCUCCGUCUGCGGAGGCGCGAACCGGCUCUCCGUCUACAGGGCGGAGGACCUGCGGGCCGGGGCAAAGCGACGGAGGAAUGUUAUCUAUCGAGGAUGUUUUAGAGCUCCAGAAAAUUUAACAGACACCUUUCCAGCCUCUUUGAUACAGCCCAAUUUGACGGUGGAGAUGUGCUCUGAAUUUUGCUCCAAGAAAGAGUUUCCCCUGGCAGUCGUCCGAGGGACGGAGUGCUACUGCGGCUACCCCACGAGGCGCUUCACGCUGCACGACGGGGCCGAGGGGCCGCGCUGCCGCCGGCUGCACAGCGCCAGCAGCCACUGCCUGGUCUACCAGACGCCGGUGCAAGACACCCGCUGCACAGAUAGGAAGUUCCUGACCACGAAAUCCAAAGUGUUCGUUGCCUUGUCUAGUUUUCCCGGGGCUGGGAAUACAUGGGCUCGGCAUUUAAUAGAACAUGCCACAGGAUACUACACGGGCAGCUAUUACUUCGAUGGAACCCUGUACAACAAAGGUUUUAAAGGGGAAAAAGACCACUGGAGAAGUAGAAGGACUAUCUGUGUGAAAACGCAUGAAAGUGGCAAGACAGAGAUCGAGAUGUUCGACUCUGCGAUCCUGCUGAUAAGGAACCCAUACAAGUCGCUGAUGGCCGAGUUCAACAGGAAAUACGCCGGGCACCUGGGGUAUGCGACGGACAGGAACUGGAAGAGCCAAGAAUGGCCCGAUUUUGUGAACAGCUACGCCUCGUGGUGGGCAUCCCACGUCCUGGACUGGCUGAAGUACGGAAAGCGCCUACUUGUCAUCCACUAUGAGGACCUGAAGCAGAGCCUCAUCCCCAAGCUGAGAGAGAUGGUGGAGUUUCUAAACAUGACGGUGACGGAGGACCGGCUGCUCUGCGUGGAAAACAACAGGGACGGGAAUUUCAAGCGGUCAGGCGCUAAGCAGAAGGAUUUUGAGCCAUUCACCCAGGAGAUGAAAGAUCUGAUCAACAGAUACAUCCUGACCGUGGACGAGGCCCUGAGGAGGAGGAACUUCACAGGGCUGCCCAGAGAGUACGUGCCGAGAUGAUGGCCCUGGGCGCUCGGCCGCGUUCGAGGAAUCAAGAGAGAAACAAGGGCAGGAUAAGGGACGAGAGCUUUGGAGCGGCGGGAGCCGAGGCGCCGGCGGCGCCGCGAGCCUGCGGCCGGGGACAGCGCGGGGGUCCUGCCCCCCGCCGCCCGGGCGGCAGCCCGCGUGGCGCCUCCGCGCUCAUAAACGCUUU
This is a messenger RNA of Rhea pennata, 5775 nucleotides long. It is a transcript of the gene WSCD1, whose product is annotated as WSC domain containing 1. NCBI's taxonomy places the organism in Eukaryota, Metazoa, Chordata, Aves, Rheiformes, Rheidae. The record is from RefSeq and is a predicted model, not a curated record. The transcript is spliced from 9 exons. Gene Ontology annotation, molecular function: sulfotransferase activity. The coding region runs from base 3861 to 5582 and encodes 573 amino acids.